AUGGCGGGCCGCUGGCAGCCCCACAUGUAUGCAUCCUCAAGGGAUUCCAUGAUUGACAUCGACCCUACUCGGCCGACUUUCAACCCCAAGGCCAUUACCAUGGCCAGUCGCAUGCCGCCUCCACCGCCCAAGAAGAAGCAGGAAGGCCCUUUGAUCGACUUCAACAAACACCCGGACAGCUACCUCAUUCUUCCCUACGGUAACACAAAGACGAAGCCAAUGAGCCCCAAGACCAAGGUCUUCAUCGACAUUGCACGAUGGAUCCAGUUCGGUCUUAGGAUACUGACUCUCCUUGGUGCUGUCGGAGUCUUGCUUUGCGGCAUCUUCAUCCGGGGCGCUCAGGCCACAGAAGGCUACAUACUGAGGAUACCGCCUGGUGUAGACCUCGUCGUUUCUCUAUACGCCAUAUACCACCUAAUCCGUAAUCCCAAGACGCGACCAGCGGGUAGCUCAGCCAGCUACCACUUCUUUGCUCUUAUCACCGACGCUGGCUUCAUCCCGUUCUAUGUCUUCACCAUCCUCAUGGCUCGCCGUAACUCCGAUGAAACGGCUGCAACAAUUGGGCGUUGGCGCACUAUGUUUCCUACAGACAAUGAGACGAACAUAGUUCUGAUGACAACAUGGAUCACAGCCAUUGUCACUGGAGGUUUACAUCUGAUCUCAGCCGUCAUUGACAUGUACCUGGCUAUCCUGUUCCGAAAGAUCGCAAAGCUGCCACCGGACAUGAACCCACUUGAGGACAACUUGACCUCGCGUAGGAGGACCAAGCACAAGCACAAGAAUUCUUCCAUCUCCGCCAUCACACCUCUUACCUCGGAUCAGGAAAAGCGAUUCAGCGAUCAGAGCACUAUUUCUGGAGAUCGCGAUUCGAAAACUCCUUCGUACAUCUACAGCGAAAUCCCAAGCCCCAACAAAAGUCAAGUUGCUUUCAUGCACACGCGAACAGACUCGGAGACCACAUACUCCCCUCAUACGCCUGCUUCGGCGCGCCAAUCCAGGGAGCGUUUUUCCAUGUACUCUCAGCCUCCAUCCGCAUACCAGUCCCGCAAAGAGCUCAACACUCGUGAAGACCUGCUUAGCCAGGAUGAAGAUAACCAGACACUGGCUCAACGCAAGUCUAUGCUCUCUCAGCAAGCUAAUAUCAAGCGACACUCCCGAACCGACUCGUACAUCAACAGCUCGUCGAAACAAGACUUCCACAGUCGUCCGGCCACCGCACGGUCUUUGAAACAAGAAGCGUCCGGCGAUCUUUCUCUUCAGCGAAACUCCCAACAAAGCCUCAAGAAUGACAAUUGGUUCGUGCAUCCUGAUCAGGAAGACGAGUACGACGACAAUCACCUAUCUCCACCGCCCAAACAGUCAAUGUUCUCGACGAAUGGUAAAAAUGGCUACAAUACUAUCUCACGUUAUGAAGACGUCUCUGACAUGGAGGACGAAGCCGAGGUACCCAUGGUUCCCGAACCUCUGCGUAUGAACCCUCUCAGCCAGAACCCGCCCUCUCCUCUACCCUCUCCCCCACCGGCCGACGCCUUCGAGGAGAACAACCAAAAGAGCACGCCCCCGCCAGCCGGUCUUCAGCGUACCUUGACCACGACAUCAAUCUCCACCGAAAAGACCUUCGAUCGCUCGCAUUCCCGUUCCGGUACACCGAAAUCGCGCUACUACGGUAACCUCAAAGCUGCAACUGAAGGUGUCCGAAGUGCAAACUCGCCCUCAAACUCUCCGUCCAGCUCCCCAACAAAGGGGUCUUCUUUCCGCCAACAGCCAAACCAGUUCCCCAGCGCAACCAAGCAGUACGCUGUCAACACUCCUCCGCCUGUUCCGCAGCAUAAUUUGACCAACUCGCCAUUUACUCUUCACAAGAAGAGUUACACGAGUAUCAAGCGCACCGGAGAGGCGAACUACACUCCUGUCAAGGGACAGUCACCGCGAGUGAUCAGCCGGUCUGGUGUAGAUUACAUCAACCCAUACGAGUUUGACGACUCAGACCUGGGUAUGCCAGGGCGGAGGAGGGAUGUCAGUGGGAAGAUUGCUGAAGAGGGACGCGGUGGUGCGUGGGGCGGAAUGAAGCAAAGGACUGUCAGUGGUGUCGCGCAGGCUUAUUAG
Alternaria postmessia is the source of this 2106-nucleotide messenger RNA. RefSeq lists its product as uncharacterized. Bases 1 to 2106 code for a protein of 701 amino acids. The record is from RefSeq and is a predicted model, not a curated record. Lineage: Eukaryota; Fungi; Ascomycota; Dothideomycetes; Pleosporales; Pleosporaceae. The transcript has 2 exons.